GAUUUCAAAAUAUCACAAAUAAGCACUGAAUUGCUUGAAUGUUUUUCUAAUGAUUUUGCACAACUUCUUGAAAGUGAAUAUGAUUAUAAUGUUAUUGCUAAAGUUAAUGAACAAAGUUUUAAGCUACAUUCAUUA
Messenger RNA from Scutellospora calospora, 135 nucleotides. The record is from the annotation of a GenBank genome assembly. Lineage: Eukaryota; Fungi; Glomeromycota; Glomeromycetes; Diversisporales; Gigasporaceae.